Molecule: messenger RNA, 1532 nt
Organism: Xenopus tropicalis (tropical clawed frog)
Lineage: Eukaryota; Metazoa; Chordata; Amphibia; Anura; Pipidae
Gene: galk2
Product: galactokinase 2
Exons: 10
Coding region: 223-1422 (399 amino acids)
Biological process (GO): galactose metabolic process; carbohydrate metabolic process; carbohydrate phosphorylation
Cellular component (GO): cytoplasm
Molecular function (GO): phosphotransferase activity, alcohol group as acceptor; galactokinase activity; kinase activity
Source: RefSeq, a predicted model, not a curated record
CUUAGCUAUGUUUUUUUUAUAUAGCUUUGGCUUUGUGCAUGUUUUCUAUGGCGUGGUUACCAACUCUUAUAUUCAGCAGGCUCCUGAUCUCUUUAGUUGUUGAAGUUAAAAGAAAUAUUUGUCUCCAAAUAUGGAUCCGUGCCUUCAUUUUAUGCCCGAGCUCCAGGACGUGUCAACUUAAUAGGUGAGCAUAUUGAUUACUGUGGCUAUGCUGUUCUUCCCAUGGCUAUUGAGCAAGACAUAUUAGCAGCUGUGCAGAUCAGCAAUGAUCAAGUUGUUGAGCUGUCCAAUACAAACCUGUCCUACGUGGACUUCUCUGUAAAUGUAAAUGACAUCAAGAUUGAUAAAACUAAGCCUUUAUGGCACAACUACUUUCUGUGCGGACUGAAAGGAAUUCAGGACCAUUUCUGUCUGAGCAGCCCUACUGGAAUGAAAUGUUUGGUAGAUGGAACUAUUCCUGCAAGUUCGGGUCUUUCUAGUUCUAGUGCCUUGGUCUGCUGUGCUGGGCUUGUUACUCUUAUUGCUAAUAAGAAGUCUAUGUCAAAGGUGGAGCUUGCUGAGACAUGUGCAAAAUGUGAGCGUUAUAUUGGCACAGAGGGUGGCGGCAUGGACCAAUCCAUCUCAUUCCUUGCAGAAGAAGGAACUGCUAAGCUGAUUGAAUUUAGCCCACUGAGAUCAACUGAUGUGAAGCUUCCAGCUGGGGCAGUUUUUGUCAUUGCUAACAGUUGUGUUGAAAUGAAUAAAGCAGCAACGUCACAUUUUAAUAUAAGGGUCAUGGAGUGUCGGCUAGCUACUAAGGUUAUUGCAAAAGCAAAAGGGCUAGACUGGAAAAACCUGAUGAAAUUAGGAGAUCUGCAAGCCAAACUUGGGGUCAGCUUUGAGGAUAUUAUGGCUGUAGUGGAGGAAAUUCUUCACCCAGAGCCGUACACAAGAGAGGAAAUUUGUGAAUGUUUGGGUAUGAGCUUAGAAGAACUCUGUGAGAAAAUACUCAGCCAAAACACACAGGAUGUUGCCACCUUCAGAUUGUAUCAGCGAGCGAAACACGUGUACAGUGAGGCUGCCCGAGUCCUUGCCUUUAAGAAGGUUUGUGAUGAGGCACCUGCCAACGCCGUCCAUCUGCUGGGGGACCUCAUGAACCAGAGCCACGUGAGCUGCCGAGACAUGUACGAAUGCAGCUGCCCUGAACUGGAUCAGCUGGUGGACAUCUGCCUGAAAUCAGGGGCUGUGGGUUCCCGCCUGACGGGGGCUGGAUGGGGAGGCUGCACCGUCUCUAUGGUUCCAGUGGACAAACUCAGUGACUUCCUUUCCAACGUGCAAGAUUCUUACUACAAAUUGGAAGACCGAAGGUUUGCGCUGCUGGAAAAGAGUCUCUUUGCCACAAAUCCUGGACGCGGAGCAGUGGUUCUUAUGGAAGCAGAGUAAACUUUGUUCCAAUCAAAAGUAUAACUUUGCUCCAUUCAAAAGUUUUCACUGCUUUGUAGCAUUUUAAGCAUAUUUUUCAAAUGAAUAAAAACACAUAUUAUUUCCUGGGA